AUGUCUCGCUUGGAAGAUGAUAGAGGUAUUACUAAGAUGUCGCUAUUUAUACAACUACUCACAAACUUUUCUAUUAUUUUUAUUAUUUUUAUUAUUUCUACUACUUCUACUACUUCUACUACUUCUACUACUUCUACUACUUCUACUACUUCUACUACUUCUACUACUUCUACUACUUCUACUACUUCUANCUACUACUUCUACUACUUCUACUACUUCUACUACUUCUACUACUUCUACUACUUCUACUACUUCUACUACUUCUACUACUUCUACUACUUCUACUUCUACUAUUUUUCGAUCCAGAAUAAUUCCACCCAACUUUCGUACACUGAAGGACACCUUCGUGUCUUUACAAUUGGGGAUGAUGACGACAGAAACCUUACCAACCAUCAAACAACAACUGCAGAGACAUUUGAGGUUGAAGCAGAUGCUUGGAAGAUAAUCGAGGUAUUACCAAGAUGCCGCUCUCUAUACGACCAUUCUCAAUAUCACAAUUGUGCACCGGUUAGAAGAAGUUGUUUUAAGAACUUGUAUGAGAUGCUCACCGUAUGGCCACGUGAUAAUAUGGCCAUUGAUGAAGCCUGGGAUAAUGUGGAGGAUCGUGCGAGAUGGAUGCCUGAGCCAAACUACCGAAGACGCCCACAACCCAAAAUUCUGGGUGCAUACAUUGGUUACUCAAUGUAUAUGAGUGGCCCCGUUCUUGUCAAAUCUCGUCGGUCGACUUCUACAACAGAAGAGGCACGCCAGAACGUUGGCUUAUUCAAUUUCCGAGGCAAUGAGUUCAAACUUGAACCUGGCGGCCAAUCAAUGGGAAAUCGAACCAUCCCGCAUUUUGCGUUCACUAUACCAGCAAGAGGAAUUCCGGGAGUGGAGUGGGAUGAACUUCAGCCUGUUGCCGUGGCCAAGUCACGAGGAUCAUCUACAGAGAACGAGCUCAUAUCAUUCCUCGAGAUCUUCACAUUGGAAUUCUCCAGGAGGAUUUUAUUCGUCUUUUGCCUAGAUUGGCGAUAUAUGCUCCACUUCGAGCAGCAAGGAGCCGUACGUGUGCCCAGCAAAAGGCACGGAUAUCUAGAUUGUCCUUGA
Molecule: messenger RNA, 1086 nt
Organism: Trichoderma asperellum CBS 433.97
Lineage: Eukaryota; Fungi; Ascomycota; Sordariomycetes; Hypocreales; Hypocreaceae
Source: RefSeq, a predicted model, not a curated record